AAAGGGCCGUUCGGCAAAAAUGUCAAAUAAAACCAAGGGGCCUGGACCAAAAACCCUAGCCUCCGUUCCCAACCACCACCGCCGCCGCGCACCAAACCCUCCGCCCCCGAGCCCCGCCGCCGCCGCCGCCGCUGCCAUGCGUCCGCUCGACGAGAAAGAGACCACGAUGGUCUUCGAGAAGCUCUUCAAGUUCACGGGCCCCAACCUGAAGCACCUCAUGGAUAGGCCUGCCGUGGAGGGUCCCGACCCGCAGCCCGGCCGCUACUGCCUCCGCCUCCACAAGAACCGCGUCUACUACGCCUCCGAGGCCCUCGUGCGCCGCGCCACCUCCGUCUCCCGCCCGCGCCUCGCCGGCGUGGGGACCCCCAUCGGCAGGUUCACCCACCACGGCGCGUUCCACCUCACCGUCCACGCGCUCGACCUCCUCGCGGCCCACGCGCGCCGCCGCGUCUGGCUCAAGCCCGACACCGAGCGUUCCUUCCUCUUCGGUAACUCCGUGCCCAAGUCCUCCCUCGCGCGCAUCACCGAGAACACCAAGUCCGGGGACGGCGUCGUCGUCAUGUCCAUGGCUGACGUCCCGCUCGGGUUCGGCGUCGCGGCCAGGUCGGCACAGGACUGCAGGAAGGCCGACACCAACGCCGUCGUCGUGCUGCACCAGUCGGAUGCCGGGGAGUACCUCCGCAAGGAGGAGGAGCUCAUGUGAGGUGAGGGCCGAGGCUUGGUUGGUUGUUCUCGAGUUACCUGGUUGGAUUAUAUUUGAGUGAAAUUAGAAACAUUACUACGUCUCAUAAUUGUGUUCAAGACUUGAUGCAUAUGCAUUUCACUGUACUGAAUGAUUAAUUGAUUAUGAGAUGAGGUGAUUGCGGAUGCCAAA
Messenger RNA from Phragmites australis (common reed), 874 nucleotides. RefSeq lists its product as uncharacterized. Gene Ontology annotation, biological process: ribosomal large subunit biogenesis; ribosome assembly. NCBI's taxonomy places the organism in Eukaryota, Viridiplantae, Streptophyta, Magnoliopsida, Poales, Poaceae. The record is from RefSeq and is a predicted model, not a curated record. Gene Ontology annotation, cellular component: nucleus; nucleolus; preribosome, large subunit precursor. Gene Ontology annotation, molecular function: RNA binding. Bases 20 to 703 code for a protein of 227 amino acids. The transcript has a single exon.